Gregarina niphandrodes is the source of this 1824-nucleotide messenger RNA. RefSeq lists its product as hypothetical. The transcript has 2 exons. The record is from RefSeq and is a predicted model, not a curated record. The coding region runs from base 1 to 1824 and encodes 607 amino acids. NCBI's taxonomy places the organism in Eukaryota, Apicomplexa, Conoidasida, Eugregarinorida, Gregarinidae.
AUGACUUACAACUCUCGGGAUGUCUCUCAGGACCGUUGCCAGGACGCUAAGGCAGCCGUGGAGCAGGCCGCCAAGCACCUCGUAGACGUGACGUUGGAGCACGCAAGUGAUAUGGAGACUUGCGGACGCAGCCAUGGGGCUUCGGACAAGAAGGAUAUGAUGUCUGCAGCAGCGUCUCCUGCCGCAGCGUCUCCUGCCGCACCGUCUCCUGCCGCACGGUCACCUGCCGCACCUUCUCCAGCCAUGCCGUCUCCCGUCGCGCGGUCUCCAGCCGCACCGUCUCCCGCUGCACCGUCUCCAGCCAACUUCAAGGAUAACGUGGACGUGCACGCUAAGGCAGGUGCGGUAGAUACCAGUGCAUACUCGCUAAAGACGCCUGCUACACCUGCUGUGGACACGCGUGACUUCCACUUUGAUACGGGUGCGGCUGGUUCUGCGUUGAAGGAUGCGAAAGAUUCGGCAGUAUCUCAGGCGAAGACAGGCUUCGAAGCGGGUCGGCAAGACGCCGAUCAGCUUGGGUCUGCCGCCGCAGAUGCCCUGGACCGAGGGAUGGAGGGUGCGAAGCAGGUUGGCCAUGACGUGAAGGACUCGGUAACUUCUUUCGCCAAGUCGGGUUACGACGCUGCCAAGUCGGGAUAUAACUCUGCCAAGUCGGAGUACGAUUCUUCCGGGAACUACAACAUGGGUUCGUCCACGAACAAUUCAUCCAUGGGUUCGUCUCUAUACGACUCGUUCCAGUCUGGAAAGGCGGCGGCGGAAAAGAACCACGAUGUGAAGUCGGCUACAGCCUUCUCGAGCAAAUCCGCGCUUUCAGAUGGCUACCACCAAGCGCGCGACCAGCAGGGCUAUAGUUCGGCAGACUGGAGCCACCCCAGUUACGGCAUGAGUGCCCGCGCGGCAGACGCUAAGGACUCGAUCGUGUCCAGUGCAAAGAACACGGCCCUCGAUGUGGCGGACACAGUGAGCGCACGUGCGGCAGAUGCGAAGGAUUCGGUCGUCUCCAGCGCCAAGACAGCUGGACACGAGAUGUCUACUGGCUACGCGGAGGGUAAGACACUUAGCCUGCAUCCGGAGCGCGCAUUGCGAAGCACGGCGGCAGCUGCGAGUGGAGUCAUCGGGGACGCGAAGGACUCGUUUUCGUCGGGUGCCAAGGCGGGCGCGGACUUGACGGCACAGGCGGCGGGGAAGGUCAUCGAUGUGACUGCCCCGGCGCUGUAUGCGGCCAAGGAUACGCUGGCCUCGGGUGCCAAGGCGACGGCACACGCCGCAGCUGCUGGUAGUAGCCAGCUCGCCAAGGGCACCGGCUUUGUCGCCGGAAAGGCUGUGAACGCCUUGGAAGGCGCGGCUGAUCUGACUGCCUCCGGACUCCAGGCGACGGGCUCUGUCCUCGCCGACGCGGGACGCACAGCGGCUGAGACUGCCGCGGAGGUGGCCGUGGACGCGAAGGACGCUUUGGCUUGUGGAGCCAAGGCAACCACGCACGCCGUGAGUCGAGCGGCGGGUGCUACCGUUGAGGGUGCCUCGCAGCUUGCCGGCAAAGUCGCGGACGCGACCGCAACUGGCGCCAAGGCGGUGCUGAAUGCCGGCGCUAAGGCAACCGGUGCCGUACUCGGCGGCGCAGGACACCUCGUGGCCGAUGGGGGUCGUAUGACGGUUGCGGGAGUGAACAAGGCGGCGGAUUUGGUCGCUGAGGGCGCGAUUGAGGCCAAGGACGCGUUGGCUUCGGGUGCUAAGGCGACGCUGCACGGCGCGGAAGCCGUGCUCGAGGGUGGAGCCAAGGCCACAGGCGUGACGGCAGGUUGGCACCGGGCACCUGAUCGCUGA